Molecule: messenger RNA, 1512 nt
Organism: Brassica oleracea var. oleracea
Lineage: Eukaryota; Viridiplantae; Streptophyta; Magnoliopsida; Brassicales; Brassicaceae
Exons: 1
Coding region: 1-1512 (503 amino acids)
Source: RefSeq, a predicted model, not a curated record
AUGGGCUACCGGCAAUUUGAUGAUUAUCCCCUUAGACAUAUUCAGGAAAAACCUUCAUGUUUAAGAAGAAAUGGUGUUUGCACAUUUUGUAAGAAUGAAGUUUUAGAAUCUAACGCAUUUUAUUGUCAUACAUGUUGGUCUCAUUAUCACAAGGAUUGUCUCACAAUUACUUAUCCGAAGAUUCAUAACCAUACACUUACCUUCAUUCACAGAAAUAAUGCAUUCACUUGCGAUGCUUGUGGAUUUGUCCUCGAGAAGGAGGUAAAUAUGUUCGCAUGUUUACAAUGUGAUUUCUUUGUCCACAGAGAAUGUAUUUUCUUACCAAAAGUUAUAAAAAUCACACGUCACUCACAUUAUCUUUCACACACUCUUUGUAUCCCUGAUGGAAACUUGAUAUGCAAAAUUUGCCGAAACCACCGCAUAAAGCUCAAACCUGGUUAUGGAGGAUAUACUUGUAUUGACAAUUCGUGUGAUUAUGUUGCUCACUCAGUCUGUGCAACAUUAAAAGAAGUAUGGGAUGGUAGAGAUCAUCAUAUCGAAGAACAUGAAGAAGAUAGCAACUCUGAAGCUGAUCUUGCGGCCUUGGUGGACAUAAAUGGUAAAUCCAUGCGCCAUUUUAGCCAUGAUCAUGACCUAUUGGUAUCUGAUGUGGAACGUGGAGAAAAAGAAGAUGGCUAUGUAUGUCAAGCAUGCAUCCUUCCAAUCGAAUUUGGUCGUUUCUUGGCUUGCAAGCAGUGUGAUUUCGCUCUCCACGAGGCAUGUGGGAGUCUUCCUCGGAAGAUGGAAAAUUCUUUGCAUCCUCAUUCGUUAAUCUUACAAAUUGACAUGAUGAAUAUCGAAGAGGGAUUCUUCACUUGCUCUGUAUGCCUCCGAGAAUCUUGUGGAUUCAUGUAUCAGUGUAGUCAAAAGGAUUGUGGGUUCCAGAUGGAUGUAAUUUGUGCUUCAUUUGCGGAUCCAUUGAACCAUAUAGCCCACCCUCCACACCUUCUCUUUUAUACAUUUUCAAAUUUUGAAUAUUCGUGCAUGGGUUGUGAUCAACGUUCAAAGAAUGUGGUACACUGUCCCACGUGCUAUUUUCCUUUGGAUUUCAAAUGUGUGACUUUACCAAGAUUGGUAAAAUACAAGCAUGACGUUCAUCCACUCACUCUAUAUUGUGAUAAAAGUAACACUAGGUUUGAGAAUUUAUCAUGGUGUGAGAUAUGCGAAGAAAAAAUAAAUGUAGAGAUGUUGUACUACAUCUGCCACGAUUGCAUCACCACUCUACAUAUUGGAUGCAUGAUAGGGAAAUAUCCUUAUCUGAAACCUAGUCAUAGGAUCAAAGUGGAUGGUCUCACUAUACAGAUUACUACAAACAGUAGUGUUUCUCGGUCGAUUUGUCAUACAUGUCACCGUAUCUGCCAAGACAAACUGGUUUUUAUGAUCAGUGGGAAAGAUGUAUGUUUCUGUUCUUUAGAUUGUGUUCAUUCUUCCAGUUGUAGAACUCACUUCGAUGUAAAUGAUUUCUUACUAUAA